Messenger RNA from Haliotis rubra (blacklip abalone), 4780 nucleotides. Its product is annotated as circularly permutated Ras protein 1-like. NCBI's taxonomy places the organism in Eukaryota, Metazoa, Mollusca, Gastropoda, Lepetellida, Haliotidae. Gene Ontology annotation, cellular component: COPII vesicle coat; endoplasmic reticulum exit site. Gene Ontology annotation, molecular function: zinc ion binding; SNARE binding. The coding region runs from base 542 to 2716 and encodes 724 amino acids. Gene Ontology annotation, biological process: COPII-coated vesicle cargo loading; intracellular protein transport; endoplasmic reticulum to Golgi vesicle-mediated transport. The record is from RefSeq and is a predicted model, not a curated record. The transcript is spliced from 16 exons.
GUUUAUGACGACACAACCAUGAAAAUAGAGGGCAUAACACUAUUUUGUCUAUUUCUAAAAUAUUAUGCUCGCAUGUGCAAUGAAAUAUUUGUGAACAAAUGAUUAGACAUUUUCUUCCCAAAACAUUGAAUGAUAACACAUUUAAAGACAAAUUUGAGAUGACUUUGGUAUCCUUGCGCUGUUCUCAAACGUAAACUUCCGGGACAGAAUACGCUGUGGUUGUCAAAAGUGUUUCACCAUCUUCCAUGAGUAUGGAUCUAAUAAUAGAAGUAUAGGUUACGAUAUUCUAAGAAUAUAUAUGUUGUGUAGUGUUUACUACCCAAAACGUGGCAGUUUUGUGUGAGUGUCAGUCAGCACAUCAACUCUCACGAGCAUAACGCUACAAGCCUUGGUUGACUUAGGUUUUACUUUUAAUCCAAUCCAUUUUUUUCCAUUAUGAAUUUUGCGUCACCAUAUAUUUACGCAUACGUAGAGCCAGAGUUUGAAUUUGUGUCUGACGAAGAAUAUGAUCAUGGAAUGGAUGUGAGCUCCUCUGGUUCAGAUGAUGAUGAGGCAGAUGGCAGCAAAGCGGCUCCAGCCCCUUCAUGUUCAAUCCCACCACCACCACCACCAGCACCUCUGGGUGCCGCACAGAAGAGGGGCAAAAAAAAUAUUCUCUUGGAAGAAAGCUUGUUCUACAAAUGACGUUACCGAGUCAGUUCGGUCAGCACCGAGGCAUGCACCUAAGACACGAAAGUUUCGACGUGCAGACACCAAUGUUGUGUCCAUUCGACUGAAUGAAUUAGUUGCCCCAAGCAACAUGCAUGCUGGAGACCCAGUGUACUGUACUCAGUGCCAGGCUAUUCUCUCCAAACUUGCACAGAUUGUCUCAGAUGGCACUGACAAGGUGUGGCAGUGCAACUUCUGUGGUGAAAGAAACCUUGUUGAUGUGGAGGAGGAGGAGAUUCCUCAGAUGGAUGAUGUCACAUUCCUGAUUGAACCUGCACCAGCCACUCAAGCAACAGGCCUCAGUGGGAGAGAAGAGUCACUGGUGAUCUUCUGUGUGGAUGUGUCAGGAAGCAUGUGUGUCACUACAGAGGUUCCGGGCAAACUGAGACUCCGUGGUUCCGGUGGACUGAAGAGAAUGCAGAGUCUAAACGACAGUCAUGAGGAUCAGUAUCUGCCUCGUCAGAAACGUAAUGUAACCUAUGUGUCCAGACUUCAGUCUGUUCAAGCUGCAGUUGAUCACCAGCUUGAAGAAAUGCAGAGAGAUCACCCUAAUCGUAGAGUUGGACUCAUCACAUUUGAUAAUGAGGUGACUGUUAUUGGGGACGGAACUGAAGAGGAAACAUCCGUUGUUGGGGACAAACUGACAAACCGGGAGGUGCUCGUAAAACUUGGAAAAGACCUAAACACACCGAAAUCCAUUAAGGAAACUCGAAAGUGUCUUGGUGAUAAACUAUUCAGUCUUGAGGAGGGAGGAGCCACAGCUCUGGGACCAACACUUGUUAUUGCUGUUGCCAUGGCAUCUCGACACCCUGGGUCAAAGGUGAUCCUCUGUACAGAUGGAAUGGCUAAUGUUGGGAUGGGGAAGCUGGAUGACGCGACACCAGACUCUGAUGCAGGCAGUUUUUAUGAGGGCAUCGGUGCACAAGCUAUGGAGCAGGGUGUGUCUAUCUCUGUGGUGACCAUCAAGGGAACUGACUGUAAACUUGUCGAGCUGGGGAAGUUGGCAGAUAAAACUGGAGGGCAGGUGAACAUUGUGGAUCCUCUGAAACUCACUCAGGAGUUCAGCACUAUACUGGCAGAUCACAUCAUUGCCACCAAUGUGGUGGCCACGUUCAACCUACACAAGCAGCUGUACAUUCAUCAGGAGCAUGACGACAAGAAGGAGAGUCGAGCUGUGCGGGAAGUCGGCAAUGUAACAUGUGAUACUGAGAUCACUUUUGAAUAUGGUAUCCGACCUGAGACAAUGGAGAAUAAAGCAGCCAGCAAGGACAAGAUGCUCUCUAAAGUUGUGGAGGAAGAGAAGAGAGAAGCUAGUGCUGAAGUUGGUGCUGAAGCUGUUCCUAUGCCUCAAGCUAAUGCUGUGGCUGAAGCUGGUGCUGUGCCUGAAGCUGUGUCUCGUGCUGACUCAGCUGCAGAUGUUGAGGUCACUGCCACCUCAUCUACAUCUGCUGGAGAAGGUGCAGAGCAGAAGUCAGUUCCAGCAGAGCUUCCGUUCCAACUACAGAUCCGAUACACAGACACUGAGGGCAUGAAGGCUCUGCGUGUCCUCACACAGACCAGACCAGUCACACAUGACAGGGAUGUCGCUGAGAAAAAUGUUGACCUAAAUGUGCUGGGCACCCAUGCUGCUCAGAAGACUGCUAAUCUUGCCCUUGAUGGAGAGUACACUAUGUCACGAGGUGCUGCACUCAUGAACCAGCGACUGGCCUGGAGAUCUGCACAAAGACCAGAAGGUGGCCCCGACAAGAAAGCUUGGUACAGGAGAAUCUUCAGUAAGAUCCAGACUGUAGAGAACCAUGUCAGCAAAGCCCAGUCGUCUGAACGGUCUCGUCAUGGGACAACCUACAGUGAUGAGGAGUAUGAGGAUGAUGAACCAGUCUCACUCACUCAUGAGAAGGUCAAGAAAAAGAAAGUGAAAAAGAGCCGAGCACGUACCUCUGAAGUGGAGGAUGACAUGGCUAAUGCUGUAUAUGCUCAGUCACGCAUCAGCAGCAACAGGCUCAACUGAAGGAGUCCAGUGCCUGAACACACCUUUCUUUGUGAUAAUUUAAACACAAAUCCUAUAUUUGACAUGGAUGUUAAUAUUGUUUCAUGACAGAGGUUGAACACUAAGCAUUAUAUCAAAACUGUUGGAUGGUAGUCACUUAACUGUCAUCUAGCAAACUGAUUUUUUAAUAUCAUGGUUGAUUAUUUCCAGUUUGUUUGUUAUUCCCUUUUUGAUUGAGGGUUGACAGAACUGCUUUGGUUUAUGUAGUUUUUAUUUAUACUUGGAUUUUUGAAAUACAGCUUGUUUUAUAGUGCUGCAGUAGUUCAGUCAUCUGUUAUCAAUGUUUUGGACAAUUAUUGUUUGUAUGUAUUUUUGUUUUCAUCUAAUAUUUUUACACAAUAGACUGUGAUAGAUUCUGCUGCAUGUCUUCAUUUCAUAUUCACAUACAGAACAGUUCGAAAUGAAGAAAUAGACAGCAGAAACAUUAUGGGUUGUCAUAUAAUAUCAUUGUUCCUGUUAUGAUGGAUCAUUAGUCCAGAAACCAUCUCGACAGCUACUGUUAUAAACAUGACUAAAUACACAUUGGUUGCUUAUCAGGAGUUUUGUUUUAGCUGUAAAUACUGCUUCAUAAUUUUGGUAUAGGAUUUAGUGCUCAAUUUGGGGUAAUGUAUUAAUUUUGAAAGCUUUAAACAGUUAACUCAUGAUUUAGCCAAGACCGGACUUUUGGCUGCAUCACUGAUGUGGAUAUUUAAAUAGGUAAGUCUCUGGUAGUAAGGAGAACUGUGCAAUUGUCUCCUCAAUCUGUUUAGGACAGACUUGGUUAACUUCUUGGAACAAUGAAUUAUUCUGGAAGGAAAACAGUUGGAGGUGUUCAUUAUGUUCAGUUGAAGUAUCUACAAUGUCUACAUAGGGAUUUCUUGCAGAGAUUAUUGUAGGACUUGGACCAACUUUGUCAUAUGUUCUACACAAUAAUAUCUUAUUCAAGCACUCUUGCACAAAAUAUUUUAAUUAUCAUAAUGUUUUCUUUAUUAUUUCCUCUUAACUCUUAUAAGGCUAAUGAGACUUUACAUGUUGAUGUUUGAUAUAUUUGUAUGUUGUGUGUCAUCUGUCCAAGGCACAACCUCCUUAUAUUGCUCUCGGAAGACUAGUGGUUCAUACAUACUCUGCUGUAAGCACCACCUGUAUGAUAAGCAUUUCAGGAACUUCACAUAGGUUUUGUAUAAUUCAUUGGAAAUGCAUCAUAUUUGGCUAAUGUUUGUCCAAGUUUACACCUAGGUACCUGCCCUGUGCCAACCUGGCUACCUGCCGAAUCGGGUAAUAUCUCAUUAGGAACUGGCAAAAACACUUAACAUACAUGUAAAACUAUGUUCAUGCAUAUACUGAUGUAGACUGAAGCUGCCUUUAACAUGUUAAACAUGUACCAUGUUAAAGUCAGAAGGUUUGCAUGCAGGCAGAAAGAGGUGUGAACAUAAACGACUGGUAGUGUAACCAUGGAGUUAUAUUGUUUUGAUUAGCAAUAUAUCACCUAACUUUACCAGGUCUUAGUAGGCCUGUGUAUACCAAGUUCCAACCUGACAGAAUACCUCAGUCACCUUAGCCCAAGUAACUUCUUUGAGGCAUUCAGAAGUUGUAAGAUUAAGAUAUAUGGCUGAACAACUUUGUUAUUACAAUCAGAAGUAAUGUAUUGAUGGAGGUUCAAAUUCAAUUUUCCUGUAUGUUUCAUCUCUUCAAAUUUUAAUAAAGUGGUUGUUCAUCCAUAUAUGUUAUUCUUCCCAGGCUAGCUAGUUUGGGUAAGUCCAAUUUACUAUGGUUUUUUUCCAUUAUCUUUUGAUCAACUUUUGGUGCAUGGAUCCUACUAAUACUGUAAAUGUCUAGCACAUGAAAUUAGAUUUAAAAGAUUGUUUGUGUGUGACACAAGUCUGUUGUGUCUGACUAUCCUGAUCCAGGCCUAUUGUGGGGGCAUGAUGAUCCCAUUGUUACCGUCUUUUAUCUAUUAUGCUGUUGCUGUUUUGUUAUUGGCAAUAUUUCUAUUUUCGUACUUCAUUUAUGUGACACUCAAUAAGACAAUAAACUUAAUUAUCAGAG